GCCCGGCCCCGCCAGCUCCUAAGGGGAGCAGAGCAGAAGCGUAGCGUACACAUCAAAGCAGCAGCGGAAGUAGAGAGAGGAGAAGUAUGUGACAGUAUGUAGUAUGUAGAAAUGCGUAGAGCUCUUCUGUGCCUUGCACGUAUCUUUCUUCCAUUCGGUGGCAGCUGCGAUCGGUGAGCGCCUCGUGUUCCUUCCUGCGAUUCCUGCAGUCCGUUCAAAGACAUUUUGAGAGAGAGAGAGAGAGAGAGAGUGGGAGUGCGUAUACUGGUCGAUCAUUGAUCUGAUCGGCGGGAUUGAUCUGUACAUACUGCGUAUGUGUGUCAGGGCGAUUCUCCAUUCUCCUUUCUUGCGGUCGCAGCUUUGGACGAGCGAGAGCGCAAUUGUAGCGGUGCUGGCAGGCGUGGGAUGGGCAAAUUCGACGAGUGUAUGGGUUCAGACGAGAGCUACCGCGGUCUAAGUGUGGGGAGAUCCAUUGUGCAAGGAGGUGAAACGAGAAGGAGCCAGAGCUGAGUCCAGUGGGCGUUCUUUUUAUUUUGCGCUCGACUGCACUCUCGAACUCCCGAGAGGUCCAGUCUUCGGUGUGGUUCUGAAAUUUAUUUUCGCCGCUGGUUGCAUGAGCGGAUCUCUUCGUGGGCGGGCCAGGUACGAUUGUCAUGGUCGGAAAUUUUCAGCUUUUGCAUGGAAUUGUUACGCAAUUUGGAUCAGAAGGACUUAGCACUUCAAAUGGCCUUUGAUUCUAUGCCGUCCCCAAGGAACCAUCGCCACGAGAAAACAUUCUCGAACGGAUCGCAGUUGGAUUUUCCUCAAAGCUUGCCCAAGUCACCGGUGUCGACGUCUCCGCACUCAUCUCCUCGACCACAGAGCCCAGCGGAGCCUGUUGUCCUCUCCAUACGCUUCAACCAGGACAAUGGAUGCUUUGCCUGUGGCACUCAGACCGGUUUCCGUGUAUUUAAUUGCCAUCCAUUCAAAGAAAACUUUCGUCGGGAGUUCGAAGCAAGUGGCAUCGGCCUGGUGGAGAUGUUGUUUCGAUGCAAUAUCAUCGCGUUAGUUGGGGGCGGAAAGGCACCUCGGUACGCCCCCAACAAAGUCAUGAUAUGGGAUGACCACCAGGGUAGAUGUAUCGGCGAAUUGACAUUCAGAAGCGAAGUUAGGGCUGUACGGCUUCGGAGAGAUAUGAUCCUGGUUGUCCUGGAACACAAAAUCUACACCUACAAUUUUACGGACCUGAAGCUCCUGUAUUCUGUUGAAACCCUGGCGAAUCCCAAGGGGUUAUGUGCCGUCUCAUACUCGAGCAGCCCGAGCGUGAUGGUUUGUCCUGGGUUACGGCGCGGAGAGGUCCGAGUUGAGCUGUACAGCCAGAAGAAGACGAAGUUCAUUGCCGCACAUGAAGCGUCUCUGGCUUGCUUUGCAUUGAGUCUCGACGGUAGUUUGUUGGCCACUGCUAGCACGAAGGGAACUCUCAUUCGUAUCUUCAACACCAAGGAUUGUACCAAAUUGCAAGAGCUUCGAAGGGGUGCGGACAGAGCAGACAUAUACAGCAUCAACUUUUCACCUACAAAUCAUUGGCUCGUGUGUUCCAGUGAUAAGGGCACUGUACAUGUUUUCAGCCUUCAAGCUCCUUCCGGUAUUGAUCCAAAGCAUGGCGAAGCCAAAAAUCUGAACGCGAAUUCAGGCAGUCUGUUGAUGGCUGGUUCUGCUUUUCUGAAUUAUGCAGUUGGCAACGCCGGGUCUUCAUUGUCCUUUAUGAAAGGUGUACUUCCUAAGUAUUUCAGCUCAGAAUGGUCUUUUGCUCAGUUUCGUGUACAGGAAGAUACUCAUGCUAUUGCAGCAUUUGGUCCGGAGAAGCAUAGUGUAGUCAUCGUUUGCGCAAAUGGAAGCUUUUAUAGGUGCUCCUUCGAUCCGUCGGUCGGUGGGGAGAUGGUGCGGGAGCAGUAUGAAAGGUUUAUAAAGCCCGACGAAGUGGAUAAAGUACCAAUGUCUGUGGGUACUUAGCACCCACUAGUUCGAAGGAUAAUGCUCCUAGUGUAGGUUAGCUUCCUUACUGUCAAAAACUUUUGAAUCUAGUUUUGUGUGUAGUCAUUUACGCACCAUGGCCCUAUAACGUGGAGAGCCACAAAGAACACAACUGUAUAGCUUCGCUCUCCAAAUCGACUCCUCUCUGAACUUCUUCCUAGACAUCUUGUACAUCGCCUAAAGGUAAAUCAAGAAAAGCUGUAACAUAACCUUGUAUAGCCCAGUCAUAUUUUUCCUCUGGAUUGUGGAUCUCUCAGUGUAGUUCAACCUUCCAGACUGUCUAUAACUACCUUGUUUAGACGGUUGUCACCGAGACCAGUCAACAGCACUACACUGAAAGUCUACCUUGUAUCAAGUUAGAUGCAAGGAGACUUUUAGGAGACUGGGCUGAUAAGGUCAUUUGGUAGAUCAUUUGUACAUGAUGUUUAAUUUGUAUUUUUUGCGUAAUGUCUCGCAUGUGGGAGCCACUGUAAAAGG
Molecule: messenger RNA, 2490 nt
Organism: Marchantia polymorpha subsp. ruderalis
Lineage: Eukaryota; Viridiplantae; Streptophyta; Marchantiopsida; Marchantiales; Marchantiaceae
Source: the annotation of a GenBank genome assembly